Molecule: messenger RNA, 2003 nt
Organism: Hippocampus comes (tiger tail seahorse)
Lineage: Eukaryota; Metazoa; Chordata; Actinopteri; Syngnathiformes; Syngnathidae
Product: tyrosinase-like
Exons: 6
Coding region: 300-1922 (540 amino acids)
Biological process (GO): melanin biosynthetic process; pigmentation
Molecular function (GO): tyrosinase activity
Source: RefSeq, a predicted model, not a curated record
CCAGCAGUACGCUCGCAGCCAGCAGUCGUGCGUACACCCCCAUUCUCCACACCACCCUGCCGUUCCUUCUCAUACCUGCCGCCAUCUUCUCAGAGAAAUGUGCUACUUCACCAAUCAUUUCUGUCUGAGUGGUUGUGAGCUCUCUAAUAGCAUCAGUGAAAGCCUCAUCCUGAGGUUAAGCAGCAUGUGACCGGACUCAGCGCGGAAGGAGGAGUCUCUGUCGGAAAAGACUUUUAAGGCCUUGAAAGCAUGACAGACCGUUUUCCAGGCCUUUUCUUUUUUCUUUCACACCGGCUGCGAUGUGGUGUGUCGCCAUGGUUUUUAUGCUCUUUUGGGAGCCGGGGCUGCAGCAGUUCCCGCGCCCCUGUGCCACCCGCCAGGCUCUGCUGGCCAAGGAGUGCUGCCCACCUUGGGAUGGGGACGGCUCGGCGUGCGGGGCCAGCUCCGGUCGAGGUUUCUGUCGGGAUGUGGUGGUACCGGACGCACCAGAUGGGACGCAGUAUCCUUUCAGGGGGGUGGACGACCGGGAGAGGUGGCCCCUGGUGUUCUACAACCGAACCUGCCAGUGCAUGGGCAACUUCAUGGGGUUCAGCUGUGCCGACUGCAAGUUUGGCUACUACGGGGUGAACUGCCUUGAAAGGAGGGAAUCCCUCCGGAGGAACGUGUUCCACUUGACCCGAACCGAGAGAAUGCAGCUGGUGUCCUACCUCAACCUGGCCAAGCAGACGCCGAGCAGCGACUACGUGGUCGCCACGGGAACCUACCGGGAGAUGGAGAAUGGCUCCAACCCCACCUUUGCCAAUGUUUCCGUGUACGACAUCUUCGUGUGGAUGCACUACUAUGUGUCCCGAGACACGCUGCUCGGCGGGGCGGGAAAUGUGUGGGUGGACGUAGACUUUGCCCACUGGGCGCCCGGGUUCCUUCCGUGGCACCGUGUCUACCUGCUGCAAUGGGAGCGGGAGAUCAGGAAGAUCACCGGGGAUGACAGCUUCUCUAUCCCCUUCUGGGACUGGAGGGAUGCACGGGGGUGCGACGUGUGCACUGAUCAGCUUAUGGGGGAGCAAAACCCCCGGGACCCCACUCUGCUUAGUCCCGGCUCUGUCUUCUCCUCCUGGAGGUCGCUGUGUUCCCAAGCGCAGGACUACAACGCUCGCGGCGUUCUGUGCGACGCCCGAGCCGAGGGCCCUCUUCGGCGUAACCCCGGCAACCAUGACCACAGCCGGGUGCCGCGUCUGCCCACCUCCGCCGAGGUUGCCUUCACCCUCAGCUUGGCCAACUAUGACACGGGCGCCAUGGAUCGCACCGCCAAUAUGAGCUUCCGGAACACCAUGGAAGGAUUUGGGGACCCUCAGACGGGCUUAGGCAGCAGCACUCGUAUGGGCAUGCAUGCUGCUCUGCAUAUCUUCAUGAACGGAUCCAUGUCCUCUGUGCAGGGCUCAGCGAACGACCCCAUUUUUCUCCUGCACCACUCCUUUGUGGACAGUCUCUAUGAAGAGUGGCUCAGGAGGCACAGGCCCAACCCGUCGCAGUACCCAACUUCGAACGCCCCCAUUGGACACAACGGCGAGUACCACAUGGUUCCCUUCCUGCCUCUGCACACUAACAGAGAGUACUUUAUAACCAGCAAAGAGUUGGGGUACGAGUACUCACGCCUGCUGGCUACCAACCAGCUUCUGUCCGACUCCUUGCGUCCCUACAUGGAGGAUUUGCAUGCCAUGUGGCCAUGGCUGCUGCUCGCCAGCCUCUGCGGCGCAGUUGCGGCGCUGGGAGUGCCCGCCGCCGCAGUUUACAUCAAACGCCGUGUCCCGGCGUGGCCACGGCUCCGGAAAAGGUUAUUCCUGUCCCCAACCUUUAGGGAAACUCAGCCUCUUCUCAAGAGAGAUAAAGAAAACAAACUCCGCGGCUACACAGCAGCCAUGUGAUGAUGCACCAUUAGGUAGCCAUGCACUCGUUCUUCAACGUGUCCCAUGUUACAAUAAAGACCUUUUUUCUUGCAAAAGUAA